Molecule: messenger RNA, 456 nt
Organism: Trematomus bernacchii (emerald rockcod)
Lineage: Eukaryota; Metazoa; Chordata; Actinopteri; Perciformes; Nototheniidae
Gene: kiss1
Product: KiSS-1 metastasis suppressor
Exons: 2
Coding region: 1-324 (107 amino acids)
Source: RefSeq, a predicted model, not a curated record
AUGAUGCCUCGACUCAUUGUUAUGCUGAUGAUGGCCUCUUUGUCAACAGAGGUCUACACCACCAUCAGCUUGGAAUCCCCCAGUGAAGAUCAGGCAAUACUCAAAGCCCUGAGAGAUUUAAGCCACGCAUCAAUACUAUCAUCAGCAAAGACUUCUGGAAAUAUACCUUUUGGUAAAGUUCAUUCAGCUGAUGGACGUUUCCACGGGACAGGAUGGUGGAUCUCCAAGGUGCUCCUCCCUCAGAUUACAGGGAAACGUCAAGACAUGUCCUCUUACAACUUCAACUCGUUUGGUCUACGUUACGGAAAAAGACAGGAAAACUGAUAGCUGUUGUUAUUCUCUGUAAGAUCUGAUACUUUAACUUAUUCAUAAGUAUUACAUUUGUGUAUUUAGAUUGGGGAAAUCAAAUAACAAUGUAAAGGUUAAAGGCUCAAUGAAAACUCUUAAAUAUUAUUA